Messenger RNA from Aspergillus vadensis CBS 113365, 452 nucleotides. RefSeq lists its product as uncharacterized. The coding region runs from base 122 to 373 and encodes 83 amino acids. Lineage: Eukaryota; Fungi; Ascomycota; Eurotiomycetes; Eurotiales; Aspergillaceae. The transcript has a single exon. The record is from RefSeq and is a predicted model, not a curated record.
CACUCAGUCCCCAGUAAAACCGGGGCUGGACUCGAGACUAUCGCCUCCAGUAUUAAUUUUCUGUCCCCCCAGGUUGCCAAGAUACUUGGCUCUGCAGCAUGCAGCAACAGAGACGCACUUAAUGUCGGCGAUGAGAGUCCGCACUGCAGCUGCUGCCCUGGUCCAUCUCGUCCAUCUGGGUCCUUGGUCUCUCCAUCGGCUUCUCCGUCGGCUGGUCAGCCAUGCACUAUUGCCUAUCUCAUCAUCACUAACCUCCAUCACCCCCUCUCUCACCUCAUCCGCGAUAAGUCCCGGGAGCCAAUGCGCUCCGGUUUCUCCGCCAUUCAGCAGGCGUGCUAGAAUCCGCCCUGCCGCCGGCAAUCCCCAACAGUGACUCCGUGGGUGGGAUGCCGUUUAACUUCCGGCGCAUCAGCCGAGCCCUGGCAGUCUAUCGGUGCAGAUCUGCUUCCUCG